Messenger RNA from Pecten maximus, 336 nucleotides. RefSeq lists its product as uncharacterized. The coding region runs from base 1 to 336 and encodes 111 amino acids. Lineage: Eukaryota; Metazoa; Mollusca; Bivalvia; Pectinida; Pectinidae. The record is from RefSeq and is a predicted model, not a curated record. The transcript has a single exon.
AUGUUAGUAAGACAUCCAAAGGACCAGGCGUUAGUAGGACAUCCACAGGACCAGGCGUUACUAGGACAUCCACAGGACCAGGCGUUAGUAGGACAUCCACAGGACAAGGCGUUACUAGGACAUCCACAGGACCAGGCGUUAGUAGGACAUCCACAGGACCAGGCGUUACUGGGACAUCCACAGGACCAGGCGUUACUAGGACAUCCAAAGGACCAGGCGUUACUAGGACAUCCACAGGAGCAUGAGUUAUUAGGACAUCAACAGGACCAGGCGUUAGUAGGACAUCCACAGGACCAGGCGUUACUAGGACAUCCACAGGACAAGGCGUUACUAUGA